GUUAGAAGAAAACAUAAACCAAAACCAACAUCAACUAACAUAUUCUCCAUUAAAAUGUCUAUUAUCAAUUUACUAUUAUACAUUAUAAUAAACAUAUUGUUGAUUAUACCAGAUCUCAAUGGUAUUAUUAUGGAAUAUGCGUUACCUUUAACCAAAUAUGAUGAAUAUAAUAUUCAAUGGUCUGUAAAUUAUGAUAAUAAUGAAGUGAAAUGGUUACAUUUUAAUGUUUGUUAUAAUUUGAAUCAUAAUAAGAAUAAUCAUAAUAAUAGAGAAUGGGAACAUUUGAAAUUUUUCGGUAUUGGAUUUGGUAAAACAGAUGAAUUAAUCAAUUUAGAUAUGUAUAUUUUAUAUUUUCCAUUAUAUAUUAAAGAUAUUGCAAAUGAUCAUAAAGAUAGUUAUUUAUAUAUGGAGGCAUAUACUGAUGAAAAUUCAAUGUUACAUAUUAGAGAUGCUAUGGAAAGUCAAUUGUAUGCAGUAGAACUUCCGAAUUUACGAAAAAUAACUAACAAUAAUAAUAAUGAACAAUUAAUUUGUUUUAAUUUUGAAAGAAUGGCAACUUCCUGUCGUGAAAAUGGUUACAGUAUCAAUAAUCAAACAACUCAUCUAUUCUUAUUCCAUAGUAUGUAUGAUCAUUUCAGUAGACAUGAUGCAAUUUAUCAAAUGUGGUUACAUCGAAUGGGAUUGGCUUCAAUCAUUUCAUUGAACAAUUUAGAAAUGAGACGAAUUCCACACAAGAAGAUUUUAUUACAAUUAAUUAAAGGUUCAUUAUACACUGAUUUGAAGAUGACUGAAGAUAUUAAAAUAUUCUCAAUUCAUAUUCAUAAAGUUGAAAUACCUGCAGUGGAAACAACGUACUGGUGUAAAACUGUUGAACUGCCUUAUUUCUCAGAACCACAUCAUAUAGUCAGGUAUGAAAAUGACAUACCAGAAACAAGUCAAGGACUUAUUCAUCAUAUGGAAAUUUUUCGUUGUCCUGGACAUAUUAAGCGUUACUAUGAUGCACCAUGUAAUUCAGAAACAAAACCAGAAGAUUUGAAAGAAUGUAGAGAAGUAAUAGCAGCUUGGGCUAUGGGAUCAACAGGAUUAACUUUUCCAGAAGAAGCUGGGAUUCCUAUUGGGGGUUUACGUGGCAAAGAAUAUGCAGUAAUUGAAAUACAUUAUAAUAAUCCAAAAAAUAUAUCAGGUAUCAUGGAUAAUAGUGGAUUUCGUUUAUACAUUACCAAUCAAUUAAGAAAGUAUGAUGUUGGCAUAAUGGAACUUGGAUUAGUCUACACAUCAAACAAUUUCAUUCCAUAUAACCAAUCAAAAUUUAUUCUUGCUGGAUAUUGUGAUUCUCAAUGUACUGAUAUAGCUAUACCGAAACCGAAUGGAAUAUUUGUUUUCGCAUCACAAUUACAUACACAUUUAACAGGGAUAAAAGUUGUUACAUAUCAUAUAAGAAAUGGAACACGAUUACCGGAUCUUAACAGAGAUAAUAACUAUUCACCUCAUUUUCAAGAAAUACGUCAACUUGACCAACAAAUACAAAUAAAACCAGGUGAUACUUUAAUAACAACUUGUACUUAUGAUACAAGUCAAAAGAAUCAAGUGAUUUUUGGUGGAAUAGGAAUAAACAGUGAAAUGUGUGUUAAUUAUAUAUUUUAUUAUCCUAAAAUUGAUUUGGAACUAUGUAAAUCAGAAGUAUCUAUUGAAUCAUUGAAUAUAUUCUUGAAUACCUUGGAUGAAAAUGAACAUCAACAGAAUUAUAAUGGUUUAACGAAUAGAGUAAAUAAUAUUAAAUGGAAACAAAAGAAUGUAGAUCAACUGAAGAGAUUUUAUGAAAAUGCACCUAUUGAAAUCCAUUGUAAUAGUUCAAGUGGAACUCGUAUAAAGAAUUCUAAAAUAUAUCGGUUUCCUGAAAUAAUACCAUUAGAUGAUCAGAAUGAUUUAUAUAACGAAGACUGUUCAAGUAAUGACGAAAAUGUUGACUGGUUCAUUUGAGAACAUUAGUAGUAAACUAAAUGAACUGACUUUGAAGAUGAAAUUGAAACAACAUUCUACAUGAAAAAAAAGUGAUUGAUUUUAAAUAAAUAUUUGAUUUG
Messenger RNA from Schistosoma spindalis, 2081 nucleotides. Lineage: Eukaryota; Metazoa; Platyhelminthes; Trematoda; Strigeidida; Schistosomatidae. The record is from the annotation of a GenBank genome assembly.